Molecule: messenger RNA, 1082 nt
Organism: Cariama cristata (Red-legged seriema)
Lineage: Eukaryota; Metazoa; Chordata; Aves; Cariamiformes; Cariamidae
Product: dual specificity mitogen-activated protein kinase kinase 3
Exons: 13
Biological process (GO): MAPK cascade; protein phosphorylation
Molecular function (GO): MAP kinase kinase activity; ATP binding
Source: RefSeq, a predicted model, not a curated record
CCUUCGGAGUGCUGGACUUUGUCCGCACGCCUGCUCCCGGGAGCCAGACAGAUUCCAAAGGAUCCUUGGAGCCGCACAAACCGGUGAAAAGCAAGAAGAAACGGGAAUUGAGGAUAACAUGUCCCCCCAUCAAACAGCCUGUUGCCAACACAACGCCCCCGAGGAACUUGGACUCCAGAGCGUUCAUUACCAUUGGAGAAAAAAACUUUGAGGUGGAAGCUGAUGACCUGGUAGCAAUUUCGGAGCUGGGCCGUGGGGCCUAUGGUGUGGUGGAGAAGGUCCGGCACGCACAGAGCGGCACCAUCAUGGCCGUGAAGAGGAUUCGAGCGACUGUGAACACUCAGGAGCAGAAGAGGUUAUUGAUGGACUUGGACAUCUCCAUGAGGACAGUUGACUGCUUCUACACCGUCACCUUCUAUGGAGCCCUCUUCCGUGAGGGCGAUGUGUGGAUCUGCAUGGAACUCAUGGACACCUCCCUAGAUAAAUUCUACAAGAAAGUUCUGGAGAAGAAGAAAACCAUCCCUGAAGACAUUUUGGGGAAAAUGGCCGUGUCUAUUGUGCGAGCUCUGGAGCAUCUGCACAGUAAACUGUCCGUAAUCCAUAGAGACGUGAAACCUUCCAACGUGCUGAUUAACAAGGAGGGACACGUGAAAAUGUGUGACUUUGGGAUCAGCGGCUACUUGGUGGACUCUGUUGCGAAGACCAUGGAUGCUGGCUGCAAACCGUACAUGGCUCCAGAAAGAAUAAACCCUGAGCUGAACCAGAAGGGCUACAACGUGAAGUCAGAUGUCUGGAGCCUGGGGAUCACAAUGAUCGAACUGGCCAUUCUUCGCUUCCCGUACGAGUCCUGGGGGACCCCUUUCCAACAGCUCAAGCAAGUGGUGGAGGAGCCCUCGCCCCAGCUGCCUGCUGAUCGCUUCUCCAAGGAGUUUGUGGACUUCACGGCGCAGUGCUUAAGGAAGAACCCUGCUGAGCGAAUGAACUAUUUAGAACUUAUGGAACAUCCUUUCUUUACCUUGCACGACACCAAAGAGACUGACAUGGCCUCCUUCGUGACAGAGAUCCUUGGGGAAGACUCCUAA